UGUUUUGAAAACUGAGAGGCAGUCGAGAAUGGGGGCAACUCUAAACAGGCUUCUGUUUUAUGUGUGUGCGACUUUCUCCAUAAUUCAUCUUGCUCACUCUCAGAAUCAACAAGGAUUCAUCAGCUUAGACUGUGGAUUACCUUCUAAUGAGUCUCCUUACAACGAACCCUUUACCAAUCUGACAUACAUAUCUGAUGCCGGUUUCGUCCACAGCGGAAAAACUGGUACCAUCCACAAAGACUUGAAGACACACUUUAUGAAGCCAUAUACUGGUUUGAGAUACUUUCCAGAUGGAAUACGAAACUGUUAUAAUCUUAGCGUGAUGCAAGAUACAAAGUAUCUGAUCAGGACUGUGUUCGUAUAUGGGAACUACGACGGUCUCAAUGCUUCUCCAAGAUUCGACCUCUAUCUCGGUCCUAAUAUUUGGACAACCGUAGAUGCGAAAUUAUCGGGUCCAGGUACGGCUCAGGAGAUCAUUCACAUCACAAGAUCCAAUAUUUUGGAAAUAUCUAUCUUAUUAAAGUAAAAGUACUUUAAGCUUUUGUUUGGUAAUAGGGAUAAGAGUCUUUA
Messenger RNA from Raphanus sativus (radish), 570 nucleotides. RefSeq names its product probable LRR receptor-like serine/threonine-protein kinase At1g07550. The transcript has 2 exons. The record is from RefSeq and is a predicted model, not a curated record. The coding region runs from base 29 to 526 and encodes 165 amino acids. Lineage: Eukaryota; Viridiplantae; Streptophyta; Magnoliopsida; Brassicales; Brassicaceae.